AUGACCGCGAUACCUGUGGAUUUGUUGCAAGGCGAAUGGUCGUGUCAGCGUGAGAUUGACCUGCUCACACGCACGCAGACAGCGCACCAGGAGCUCUCGUCGCGUCUGCAGUCUAUGACACGUGAGCUGCGUGGAGAACGCUAUUAUCCCUUACAGGUAGAGACCAAGCAGCUGCGUGUACGAGUGUAUCACACGUACGUCCCGCCCCAGAACAGCCUAAACGUAGACGGACUGGAAAUUACGAGAACUGGAAGCACGGCACAUACAGUAAAGAUCAAGUUGCUACCGCCGCAAACUCCCGAGCGAUUUACCAUUUCGCCAGAAUUGGAAGCGGCAAUUGGUCAUAAUAUUGGCCCUGCUAAGGCGUAUACGAAACAAGAUAUCGUACUCGCGAUAUGGGAGUACAUUAAACUACGCAACCUCAUCAAAGAGGACGACUGCCGAGUGGUAAUCUGUGACAAGCGGAUGGUGCAGAUGCUCAAGUGUGUAUCGUUGCCAUUUACGUCCAUUAUAGUGGCGCUUAAGCAGCAUCUGACACCUAUUAGCACCAUCGACCUCGAGUACACGCUGAACCUUUCAGCGGCAUGUGAAUCUGAGCUGCUGGAAGAGCAGUUCUUUGACGUUUCUGUUGCGGCAACGUCGGAACGUGACAGAACUCGGGCUCGCGCUCUUAAGGAAAUUGAGGAAUUACAGCAAGACCAAGAAAGGAGAUUGCACUGCUGA
Peronospora farinosa is the source of this 723-nucleotide messenger RNA. The record is from the annotation of a GenBank genome assembly. NCBI's taxonomy places the organism in Eukaryota, Oomycota, Peronosporomycetes, Peronosporales, Peronosporaceae.